CGACGCAGAGUGCUGGACCGGAACAGCAAUUUUUCACGAGCUCCGACCAUGAAUACUGCAACAAAUGACUUCAAGAUAAUGCCACGUUCGAUGGUGUGCGAGGACAGCAACCUUCGUGGAGACAUCACCAUCUCGAGCGGGUGCGUCAUCCAUCCCAGUGCAACCAUCAUAGCCGAAUCGGGACCGAUCGUGAUCGGAGAAAAUUGCAUCCUGGAAGAGUACGCCACGGUUCGGUACCGGAUACCGACCGACCAUCCGGCCGCCGCCGAAUACACUGUGGACGGGGAACCGAAACCGCUCGUCAUCGGGCCCGAUAAUGUGUUCGAAGUCGGGUGCACCGUCGAAGCGCUUUCGAUCGGCGAACGGAAUGUGUUCGAGUGCAAGAGCUACGUGUCGGUGGAUGUUACGGUCGGAAGUGGGUGCGUGGUGGGAGCCGGUUGCCGGUUGGUCGGAAAGCAAACCUUGGCGGACAAAACCAUCGUGUACGGCGGAUCGUGCCUUCAGCGGGAGGCGAUGGACAAGCAGAAAACGCAAAUGAUUCAGCUCGACUAUCUGCGGAAGAUACUGCCAAACUAUCACCACCUGAGGAAAGUUAAUUAUGAUCCCAAGAAAGUGCGGGCCCAAGUUUGAGCGAACCGAUUCAUUACCUAAAAACCACUAAUUUAUUAAUAAAGAUU
Messenger RNA from Anopheles bellator, 677 nucleotides. It is a transcript of the gene DCTN6-p27, whose product is annotated as dynactin subunit 6. The transcript is spliced from 2 exons. Gene Ontology annotation, cellular component: dynactin complex. The record is from RefSeq and is a predicted model, not a curated record. Gene Ontology annotation, biological process: mitotic spindle organization. NCBI's taxonomy places the organism in Eukaryota, Metazoa, Arthropoda, Insecta, Diptera, Culicidae. Gene Ontology annotation, molecular function: dynein complex binding. The coding region runs from base 49 to 630 and encodes 193 amino acids.